AUCAGUUGAUAUUACCGGCCGUAACACACCGUUCACCAGACUAUCACGAGUACCGCAUUUUUAGUAAGAACUAUUUUUUUUGUGCUGUUGUAUGUACGUGAAUUAUUCUUUAUUAAAUAUAUUUUGUCUACCAGUAAUCCGAGUAUUCCGAGUGUUAAAUCAUUAAAUAUUUUGUAGGGUACUUAACGUAAAACUCCUUUACCCCUUAUACCUACAAAUUCGAAUAUUGCUAUAAUGAGUAUAAUCUAAACGUAUUGUCGUAUUAUCAUUGAUAAUAUACUGGGUCUUCUGGAGUCGUAGACCGUAGUACCACAAGUCCACGCUUUACUUAAUUCUGUCGAUUUUUCUCAUUGUUUCGUGUUUGAAAUCUGUUAUGGUUUAAAGUCAGCCAUGUUAGUCUUAUCCAACGUUGUCAUUAUUCGUAAUGGAUAACCUAACGUUACACCACUAUUAUGGACUACAGUAAUUCUGAAUAAAAAAAACAUACACUCUUUUACUGUCGAUCAGUAUUGAAGAUUAUAUUUACAAGUAAAUAUAAAUAAAAUCAUAUGAAAUAUUUUAUCAAGUUAUCCAAGCAUAUUUAUCACAUUCAAAGAAAUAUGUCUUCUUUUAAGUUACUUUUGUGGGAAAAUUCAAUGUUUGUCAACUGUUCGAUUCCAAUGGGUGAAACUGAACAAAAAAUUAUUGUAAUUCUACAAUCACCAUUUAACAAACUUAAAAAAAUAAAUUUGUGCAGAAGUCCAGAAGAUACGAUAAGAGUAUUUAUUGACAGACUGGCUUUAAAAUUAUCACAAACUCAACCCAAAAGUGAAAAUGAAAAACUUAGGAAAGAUUGUGUUUGUAUUAAAGUGAAUGGAAUCAAAGUACCUAAUAAUUCUAAGUGUUAUGAAAUAUUUGAGGAAAUAAAAGAAAAUAUUACGCUUCAAAUUAAGGAUCAUACCUUUAAAGUAAUAGUUAAUGCACCAAUAAUAACCGAAUUUAAAUUGGGAUAUCCUCCAUAUCAAGGACUAAUGAUAUAUCCCUAUGCAUUUAACCAGGGAUAUAAUGUCUCUUUUAUGAAAACGCAGUAUUUAUGGUACAGAAUUAAUUCAAAUGAUGAAAUAGAAGUUGGCAAUGAAAUGACCUAUACGCCCAGUGCUGAAGACGUUAAUUGUCAUCUAAAAUUGGUUUGUAGGCCUUUUAAUGAUGCAGGCCAAUCGGGACCUUCAGCAGAAAUAACAACUUCACCAGUCUUAGAAAAUACCAUUACACUUUUCCCGUUUGAAAAGAGGUUAAAAACUAAGCCACAUGAUAGUAUUAGAGUUGUAACAUACAAUAUACUAGCUGGAGAGUAUACAAAAACUAAGGAAGCGAAAAAUGCAAUGUUUCCAUAUUGUCCAGAAGACAUUUUAUCAUCCAGUUAUCGGCACCCUCUUAUUAUAAGAGAAAUUCUAGCGUACAACGGAGAUAUCAUUUGCUUGCAAGAAGUGGAUAGAUAUUUUUUUCAUAGAGAGUUAUGUCCUAUAUUAAAACAAUUUAAGGGCAUGACUGGAUUAUUUUUAAAAAAAAAUAGCCGUAGGAAUGAAGGGCUGAGUUGUUUUUAUUCACCUGAUAAAUUUAAUCUAUUAGAGAAAUUUGAUAUUAGUUUUAACGACCCAACUACUAUAGGAUUAUACUGUGGACCUGUCUUAGAAUGGAUUAAGGAUAAUGACAUUUGGAAAGAAGGAUUAGAAACAAAAACUGUUUUCCAAGUCCUAGUUUUAGAACUGAUAUCUGACAAAAAACAAUUAUUCUUAGUAUGCAAUACUCAUUUGAUAUCUGAUCCAGAAGGUGAUUUCUUAAGAUUGUUUCAAGCUUUAAUUGAACUAACUAUUAUUAAUAAAAUAAAACAAAAUAUAAGCAAAGAAUAUCUUGGACGUAAUGUAUCUGUUAUAUUCUGUGGAGAUUUCAACAGUACACCUGAAAGCGGUGUUUAUGAUUUAGUCACCAAAUUAUUAUUAUCAGAAGAAUACAAAAUGAUGAAAGUAUACAGUGAUUUAAAAAAUAAUCUUGAAUUUGAAAUGGAAAGUGCAUAUGAUAUUGAUGUUCUGUACAGUAAUUAUACUGCAACUUUUGUUGGUCUUCUAGAUUACAUAUAUUUUACCAAUCAACAUCUUGAGCGUAUUCAGGUAUUAACCAUGCCAUCACAUGAUGAUGUUAUCCAAUUCGGUGGUAUUCCGAGUAAAUUAUUUCCUUCAGAUCAUUUAGCUUUAGUUGCAGACUUUAAAAUAAAAUAAUGCAUAUAAUGUAUAUUUUCAAAUUUUUUCAAUAGUACCUUUUUUAAGUUUGCAUACUAUUUAUUAUGGUGCUACAAUAGCAAUAUAAUUUAAGUAAAUAUUGAUUCGAUUUGUUCCUAUUUUACACCAUAAUCAUAUUAGUUGUGUUUAAUGAUAUGGCCUUAAUUUUUUUUUAUGUAAAGCAAUCUUAAUUUGUAACUGUUGCUCAUUUCUCUUUUUAUUAUUUAACUAAGUUAGCUUUAACUUUAUGUUAUAUUCAUAAUUUGAGCCUUAGAAAAAUUAUAGAAUUAUUAUUGUAAAAAUUUAUAAACAAAUUUUUUAUAUUUAAUACAAUUAUGCAUUUAUCUGUGAUAAGUAUGUAUAAAUAGGCAAUUAUAAAGUUUGUAAUUGGCAUCUACUAGGCAAAGAUUUUUUUUAUAUUUCCUUAUUUUGUUGAACAAGAUGUGAAUUUGAAAAAAUAAAUUUUUAAGAAGAUGUCA
This is a messenger RNA of Myzus persicae (green peach aphid), 2734 nucleotides long. RefSeq names its product 2',5'-phosphodiesterase 12. Lineage: Eukaryota; Metazoa; Arthropoda; Insecta; Hemiptera; Aphididae. Gene Ontology annotation, biological process: nuclear-transcribed mRNA catabolic process, deadenylation-dependent decay. The transcript has 9 exons. Gene Ontology annotation, molecular function: 3'-5'-RNA exonuclease activity. Gene Ontology annotation, cellular component: mitochondrion. Bases 549 to 2255 code for a protein of 568 amino acids. The record is from RefSeq and is a predicted model, not a curated record.